AAACAGCACCGGCUGCUACUGCUGCUGCGGUGGCGGCGGCUCUGUAUACUCUUCUGCACUCUUACUAGCAACAACAUGAGUGCUGCUGGGGCAGCUUCGUUGGUUUCUCCUGCCGCUGCGACUGCAGAGCCUUCCCUCUGCUCUGGCUGGCUUUUGGUGGAUUAACAGCUGCUGCUAGCCCUCGAUCAAGGGUGUGUGUGUUUUUUUCUCUGCCCCCCCCCAUCUGCGCGCCUGUGGGAAAAUUAAAAGGACCAAACCAACAAGCAGAGGAGGGACUUUGGUGGUCAGGAGUGGGGCGGCCAGGAAGAGUCUUCAAGCACUCCGUGGGAGGACACUCCCCUCCUCCAGGACAACCACCAGCUGGCCAGCCAGAUUGUCAUAUAGGCUGAUCCUGGCCAAGAAAACAGGGUCCUGAUGGGUGACUCAGGAUCGAGGCGUUCAAACAUCGUGUCCCGGUUGCCAAUAUUCCGGAGAAGUAUUAGCCGAAGGCAUGAUUCCCUUCCGUCAUCUCCAACUUCCAGCAAUACUGUUGGUGUCCACAGCUCUUCUCCCUCCAGCACCAACUCUAGCUCGGGUAGCACUGGCAAGCGCAGGAGCCUUUUCCGCACGCCUUCCAUUAGCUUCCACCACAAGAAGGGGAGCGAACCGAAAGCCGAGUCCUCAAGCCAAAACGUGGGCAUUUUGAAUGGUGCUCAGUCUGGUCACAACACUUUGCAAAAGCUCAAUUUGGAGGAACAUGUGAAACACAGAGGGAGACAUUCGGUCGGCUUCGGGAGUUCUCGAAGCAAGAAAAUCACCAGGUCCUUGACAGAGGACUUUGAAAAGGGAAGGGAACCUUCGACCAAUAAGAAUGUCUUCAUAAAUUGCAUAAGAUCUGGGAAAAAUGAAGGGGAUGAUUCUGGCUUUGCAGAGGAACAAAGCAGGUCCUCUGUUAAACAUUCCUCAAGGAAGCUUCUUCCGAAAUCCUUCUCAACACACUACAGGUUUUCAAAGCCAGUCUCUCAAAGCCAGUCCGUUUCUUGCGUGCAACCAUCUUCUUGCUUGUUGGACAUUAAACCCAAUGUUGAAAGUGAGCCUGUGUCGACGAGGACUUCUCCUUCAUGUUCUGCCGAGGUAAUAGAAUGUGUAGGCAGCUCUUUGCAGUCACCAUUGCUUUCUGCUGACCUGACCAUGGUCCAGACACCUUCCGAGUUUCUAGCACUGACUGAGGAUUCAGUCUCAGAGGUUGACGGCUUGCCCAACUGUGGACAAUUGCACGGGGAAGCCUUUGCCCACAAUGUUUCUACCUCUCAAAUCUUCCUCACUCCCAUUGCUGCUGUUCCUCCUCCUCCUGUUCUUUUAAGGAAAAUGGAUCAUGUGGAAAGUGUUUCCCGUUGUGCUAUGGUCUCACCCAGAAGUCAUAGGGCUAGAAAUGUACUGCUCAAUGAAACUAGUGCCAUAUCCGAUACCCUUGAUUUUAAUCGAAACCAUGCAGAAGUAUUAUCGCAAGAACUUCCUGCUAAACAGACCAAUCAUCUAGAAGAAAACUCAGGAGCUGAAGCACAAUUAAAACCCUUUGUCUUAAACCAGGGAGAAAAAACAGAAGAUUCUCCAAAAGCACAGGGAUUACCUAGAGACCAACAAGAAGUUAGAGCAGCUGAAUGUGUUAGAGAAACAAUCCCAAUAAUUGAGUCGAAGGUUAUUCCUUUGUCUUCUGAAUCGCAGGCUUUUCAAACGCAGCAGGGAUAUGAAAUAAACCAUGCAAAAGUGAAUCUUGCCAGUAGUUUUAGCCCAUAUCGAGAAGGAAGAUUUGUGGAAAAGCGCCUGAGAUCCUCCUCAGAAGGCACUGCUGGGAGUAGCCGGAUGAUCUUAAAACCAAAGGAUGGAAACCCAGAAGAAAUGAACAGUUUGCGAAAGCAAAGAACGUAUUCCUCCUCAUCUAAAAUGAACAGCAUGGAUGUUUUGAACAACUUGGGCUCCUGUGACCUAGAUGAAGAUGAUCUCAUGCUUGACUUGGAAUUCCUGGAAGAGCAGCAUCACAAGCAUUCUGUUUGCCGGGAAGAUUCACACCAGUCUGUAGUCUCUUGUGCAGCUGUGGUGCUUACUCCCAUUGAACCAGCUGUUGAAGGGAAGAAAAAGGAACAACCCAAAAUGCCUGAAGUGACCAAACAGAAUCUGUCUCUCAAGUUAUCAAAGGAGGUGGAUCGAGGAGAAGUGAGGUGCCCUCGCCCUAGCCAGCUAGCCAGCAACCCAUCUGUGGAGUGGCCUUUUACAGCCAUGGAAGAAGGUGGAGGGAUGGAAUCUUUGCCCUUCCGAUUGAUGAUGCAAGACUGUACAGCUGUUAAAGCAUUACUUCUGAAAGUGAAGAGGGUUCUUCAAGAGAGUGCAGAUAUGAGUCCUGCAAGCAGUACCAAUUCACUUCCUGUCAGCCCACUUACUGAAGAACCGUUGUUAUUCAAGGAUGUAAUGAAAGAUGAAUGCUCAGCGCUGACACUGCAACUGAAGGAGAGAGAUGAACUCAUUUCCCAACUUCGUGAAGAGCUGGAAAAAGCCCAAUAUUUACAGAGGACCCUUGUCUCUCAAGUAGAUAAAUCCACACAGACUGAACUUGUAGGCUAUGAUGCCCUGUGGAAUUCUUCAUGUACUGAAGGUUCAGUUUACAAACCAAUCAGCAUCUCAUUGGUACCAACAUUAUUUAAUUAAAUAAAAAAUAUACUUGGACACACACCCCAUACACAGGAUAGCUUCACUUGGUUGCCUAUAUAAAGAGGAAUCUGCAUUUGCCUCAGGUGUUUGCCAAAUUUAACAAUAUUUCUAACGCUGGGAGAAAAUGCCUUAUUUGUUAUAGAAACAACAACAACAAAAAGUAUUCUUCACUCUUCUCAGAUGCAUAUAGCAAAUAUUUGAUUAAGUUAUUACCAGUAAAUUAUU
Rhineura floridana is the source of this 2910-nucleotide messenger RNA. RefSeq names its product serine-rich coiled-coil domain-containing protein 1-like. The record is from RefSeq and is a predicted model, not a curated record. The transcript has 10 exons. NCBI's taxonomy places the organism in Eukaryota, Metazoa, Chordata, Lepidosauria, Squamata, Rhineuridae. Bases 415 to 2682 code for a protein of 755 amino acids.